This is a messenger RNA of Dendrobium catenatum, 1953 nucleotides long. RefSeq names its product 3-ketoacyl-CoA synthase 10. Gene Ontology annotation, cellular component: membrane. The record is from RefSeq and is a predicted model, not a curated record. The transcript has 3 exons. Lineage: Eukaryota; Viridiplantae; Streptophyta; Magnoliopsida; Asparagales; Orchidaceae. Gene Ontology annotation, molecular function: acyltransferase activity, transferring groups other than amino-acyl groups. Gene Ontology annotation, biological process: fatty acid biosynthetic process. The coding region runs from base 60 to 1718 and encodes 552 amino acids.
UAAACUCAUCUCGCCUCUCCCUCCCUCUCUCCCUCCCUCCCAAACCGACCAACACAACCAUGGCCGCCACCGGCGAGCACACUUUCCUCUCCACCGAGAUCGUCAACCGCGGCGUGGAGUCCUCCGGACCGGACGCCGGAUCGCCGACCUUCGUCGUUCGGGUUCGCCGCCGGCUUCCGGAUUUUCUCCAGUCUGUGAAUCUCAAGUACGUGAAGCUUGGGUACCAUUAUCUUAUAAGCCAUGGAAUAUACCUGGCGACGAUACCGGUGCUAGUUGUGGUGUUCAGUGCUGAGGUGGGGAGUUUGAGCAGAGAAGAGCUGUGGAGGAAGGUGUGGGAAGAAGCUAGUUAUGAUUUGGCUACUGUGCUGGCCUUCUUUGCUGUACUGGUUUUCACUAUUUCGGUUUAUUUCAUGUCGCGGCCCAGACCGAUUUAUCUCGUGGAUUUCGCGUGUUUUCGGCCGUCGGAUGAGCUCAAGGUAUCGAACGACGAACUAAUCGAACUUGCCCGCUCCUCCGGCAAAUUCGACGAAGACACUCUCUCCUUUCAACGCCGAAUCCUGAAAUCCUCCGGCAUUGGCGACGAGACCUACGUCCCCCGCUCCAUCUUCUCCACCGGCAACUGCGCCACCAUGAAAGAAGGCCGCUCGGAGACCGCCACCGUCAUGUUCGGCGCCCUCGACGAACUGUUCGAGAAAUGCCGAGUCCGCCCCAAAGAUGUCGGAGUCCUCGUCGUCAAUUGCAGCCUCUUUAAUCCCACGCCGUCUCUCUCCGCCAUGAUCGUCAAUCAUUACAAGAUGCGGGGAAACAUACUCAGCUACAACCUCGGCGGAAUGGGGUGUAGCGCGGGGAUCAUAGCGCUUGAUUUGGCGCGGGAUAUGUUGCAGGCGAACGGGAAUAAUUAUGCGGUCGUCGUGAGCACGGAGGCGGUGAGCUUUACUUGGUAUGCGGGGAAGAGUCGGAGUAUGUUGAUUCCGAAUUGCUUUUUCCGGAUGGGUUGUUCGGCUGUUCUGCUUUCGAACAGGAGGAGGGAUUUCCGACGGGCAAAGUAUAGGCUCGAGCAUAUUGUGCGGACGCAUAAGGGGAGUGAUGAUCGCAGCUUCAGGUGCGUAUACCAAGAAGAAGACGACCAACGCAUCAAAGGCCUAUCCAUAAGCCGCGACUUAAUGGAAGUCGGCGGCCACGCCCUCAAAACCAACAUCACAACGCUCGGCCCGCUCGUCCUCCCCUUCUCCGAACAACUCAUCUUCUUCGCCACGCUCCUCUACCGCCAGCUCUUCCGCAACACCUCCGCCACCACCAACCCCUCCGGCGCCGCAGCCGCCGGUGAAGCAUCCGACCAAGAUUCCGGCAUCACCAAACCGUACAUCCCAAACUACCGCCUCGCCUUCGAACACCUCUGCGUCCACGCGGCUAGCAAAUCAGUCCUCGACGAGCUCGAGAAGAACCUCUGCUUGAAGGAAACCGACAUGGAAGCGUCCAGAAGCACUCUGCAUCGCUUCGGCAACACAUCGAGCAGCAGCAUUUGGUACGAACUGGCUUACCUCGAGGCUAAGGGGAGAGUGAAGCGAGGCGACAGGGUUUGGCAGUUGGCGUUCGGAUCGGGAUUUAAGUGUAACAGUGCUGUGUGGCGGGCUAUGCGGCGGGUUAAGAAGCCGACGAGGAGCCCGUGGAAUGAUUGCGUUGAUCGGUAUCCGGUGGCGGCGGGGCAGCGCAACUGAAAGGUGUCGGUGGUGAAAGUAUUGUACUGCUUCAUGGUUUCUUAGUAUUGGUGUCUGCUUAUAAGGUCUGUGGCCAAUUGUUAUAAAGAUUUAGAUUUGUUUUGGUUAUGUGAGUGGCUUGAUUAGAAUGUUAUGAGAGGAAGAAUCAAACUUCUAUUUGGUAUUUUAAGUAAUUUGGAUGAUUGUCUUUUUUUUUUCCCGUAUAUUUGAGACAAUUAAGAUAUUCUCACAUAAA